Molecule: messenger RNA, 1626 nt
Organism: Eimeria maxima
Lineage: Eukaryota; Apicomplexa; Conoidasida; Eucoccidiorida; Eimeriidae
Product: MRP protein, putative
Exons: 7
Coding region: 1-1626 (541 amino acids)
Biological process (GO): iron-sulfur cluster assembly
Molecular function (GO): ATP binding; 4 iron, 4 sulfur cluster binding; ATP-dependent FeS chaperone activity
Source: RefSeq, a predicted model, not a curated record
AUGGAUCCUGAUCUCGCUGACGCGGAAUUUGUUGCUCACCAACAGCUCAGGGCUGCAAAACCAACACAAUUGACAGAGGGAGACAAGCUUCACGCUACCCGGGAACCGUUGCACGACUGCGACGCAACGCACCUACGCCCUCUCCAUGAACAGGUCCUUGUUCAGCUACGUCAGGUCAAGGACCCAGAUAUAGGACGCGAUAUUGUCGCGCUAGGUUUCGUGAAGGACCUAGAAGUUGGAGAGGAGGAGACGGGAGGCAGAAAUGUCAAAUUUUGCCUGAAUCUCACCACCCCAGCCUGUCCCUUCAAGGGACAAAUUCAAGAAGAAGCACAGGCAUCGGUGAAAUGCUUGCCUUGGGUCAAGGAGGUGGAGGUUACCUUGACAUCAAUGGCUCACAGCCGCGGUGCCUCGUCCGGCCGACCCCCAAACUUGAGGCGUGUGGGUUUUAUUAUUGGCGUCGCUUCUUGUAAGGGAGGAUCGGGCAAGAGCACUAUCGCCCUUUCUUUGGCGCUGAUGCUGAGGAAGAGUGGGGCUAAAGUGGGACUGCUAGAUGCGGAUAUAUACGGGCCAAGUCUGCCUACCCUGCUUAACAGGGAGGAGGCAAGAGUAGUUUUUGGUGCAGAGGAGAGUGAGUUGGAAGAACAAGCCAAGAAACCCACCCAUAAAAGGUUACCCACUUCCCGAGGCAAAAAGGGAGCCUCAGCUUUAAGGCGUGGACUCAUUGAAUACGAAGAAGGGCCUCUGACGGUCUCAGCGGCCCGAGCAGGUCCCCGUGAAGAUGCUUCCAAACCAAAACCUGCGAAGGGAGAAGAUAUGAGCAUGAUUCCCAUUAAAGUUUCCGGCAUCAAAUGCAUGUCAUACGGAUUCAUAGGGAAGAAGAAUGACCAAGGGUACUCGGCUUUAAGGGGCCCAUUCGUCAGCUCAGUCGUAGAGCAGUUGCUGACGGGGACCCAGUGGGGAGCCCUCGACUAUCUGGUGGUAGAUUUACCACCCGGAACUGGGGAUAUUCAUAUAACUCUCACACAGCAACAAGUGCCUAUGGAUGGUUGUGUGGUCGUAACGACUGCGCAGUCUCUUAGUUUGGUGGACGCGGAGAAGGGCAUUCGAAUGUUGAAGAGCCUGAGCAUCCCGACUCUGUCAGUUGUUUGCAACAUGGCGUACUUCAUCUGCAGCCACUGCGAGGAACGCCACGAGCUCUUCGGCCGCCCUGAAGCAACGCAGCAGCUGGCCGAGCUCAGCAGCGCCCAUCAGUUGGUUCUGAUUCCCUUCGACGUCAGACUCAAUUCUGCCACCUUUGCAGGAUCGCCACUCCCGGAUGCAAGGGAUUCUUUUGUGGAUAGGCUGGGUCCUGACGACCCAGUGUGGAGAGCUAUCCGGUCUCUCGCCGAUAGAGUGGCUUGCGAGUUGUCUACCCUUCGCUAUGGAUCCCUGAAACCCCAACUAUCUCUCGCCGCCGAUGGGUCUGCUGUCCUGGUGGCCCUCCUACGUCCCGAAGGAGCACUUUUAGGCGAGGGUGUUUCCGUGAUGGUGAAGGAGGCUUUUGAGUUGUCGGGGGACGUUUUGCGACCCCGGUGCAGUUGCUUCGAGUGCAAAGGACAGCAGAGAGGACUGCCUCCCUGGAAGUAA